UGGUUACAACGUUUCACCAUCAUUGACAAGAGCACUGUCAACAGACAACACACGCCCGCCUCGUUGGCAAAAGUCAGCUCAGCUGUAGUCCCUUGAGGCUUCUUCUCUGUACCAUUUCAGCCUGUAACAACCUUUCCUUAAGAUGACGCCCAGCUUGAAGCAGAGACUUGCUGCUCUUUCACUUGCAUCAUCUUCCCAACAUCUCCUCUCGGAUCCGACUCAGGUCCUCAUUCUCUUAUCAGUCGAAGAAAAAUAUUCAAUCCGCCAUGGAAACAAAACCUGGAUGCUACGGGAGACGAACCCGGCGCAAGGGAUAAAGUGCAAGAGGUUAUGGGCAAGGUUAUUUUCCAGGCUGGGGUUGAUUUUGAGACUAGGCCUAUGGUUAUUCUCAGUUCCUCAGCGUUACCUGAUCCGCAAGAGGUCUCCUAUGACCUGCUUUUGCAGCGAAUUUUGGCAUACCUUGAUCUCUUUGUCGAAUCCGAUUACACUGUAGUAUUCUUCGCAGCAGGCGGUCGCUACGCUCCCAACUGGAAUUGGGUCUGGAAGGCAUAUCGAAGCCUGAGUAGGAAGUAUCGUAAGAACUUGAAGCGCCUGCUCAUUGUACACUCUUCUUUCUUCUCGAAAAUGCUUUUCUCGUUGGCAGGUGCUGUCGUCAGCCCAAAGUUCUUUCGCAAAAUAGUCUACGUCGACACUCUGUCAGAACUUGCUACCCAGGUUCCAUUGACUCAAAUUGACAUUCCACCUGCAGUGUAUAAAGAGAAUUUGAAACAGGAGCGGCACAUUGUAUUACCGACUCCCAUUCGCUCUAGCGUCUUUGGUGUGCCCUUAGAAGAACUCAUGGGCCAUGACGGCGAAAAGGGUAGCAUUCCGCGGGUUCUGAAAGAUUCCAUUCAGGACCUUUUGAGCUCUGGGCUGAAUGAAGAAGGGAUUUUCAGGCGCUCACCGAGUUCCGUGUUGCUCAAACAAGUUCAAGAAGCCUAUGACAGAGGCCAGGUCGUUUCCCUCCAAAGCUUUAAUGACCCUCAUCUCGCAGCUGUGCUAUUGAAGAAGUAUCUCCGCGACCUUCCCAACCCCCCAUUCCCAGAAUCUCUGUAUCCCGAUAUACGUCGAUGUCCGACUCCAUCGAAUGACUCAACCGGCAUCCUUGCUACGACAUAUAUUCGCGACACACUCCUGCCACAGCUGAUGCCAUGCAUGUACAUCUUAUUGAGUAACAUAUUUUAUGUGCUGCACGAAGUGUCUCUACGAUCGAAUGUAAACCGCAUGGAUGCACACAAUCUUGCUGUUGUCAUUUGUCCCAACCUAGUCAAAAGCUCGGACCCGAUGCAAGAUGUAAUCCUAUGUUCUAUACCAAGUGGACCAUCGAUGUCCAGUACACCCUCCACGACUGCAACGCCCACACAGGCGGCACCAACAUCCUCCACUGAGACUUCAGAUGGCGGUACUACUUUGGGGUCUAUCGUUAAGCUCUGCAUCCAGCGCUACUAUGAAAUAUUUGAUGAAGUCCAUGAUCGCGCGGAGGUGGUGCCCCCGUCCACUCGAAGGUCACCUUCUCCACCAUCAUCGGAGGGUUCAUCAGGCUCACAGCUCAAGCAGUCCCGUCCAUUGAGUUUACGGAGUGAUGAUGAAGAUAUCGAUGAUGCGAUGUUGGUCAUGCCGAUUGGGCCCAGUGGGUCGGGAACUGUUUUCACGAACGAGAAUUUGGUCAGUGUAUGGGGCAGUGGUGGUGCAGAUGCAGAUGCAGAUGCAAAUGUCCUCCCAUACCAACCACGGCGACGAAAUCUUCAUGGGGCCAGAAAUGGAGGCAGGGGCAAUGAAAACGGCGUAGGUUUUGUUAAUGAUGAGAAUCGUGAUGGUGCAGGGCACCGCCAUCGAAGUCCAGCGCGUUCGACAAUCAGCAUAGAGCAUCCGGGAAGUGCGUCUGGUUCCGGGGGAGGUUCGAUAUCCAUUGGUCGUGGGGCGCUUCGCAAGGCUAGUGGUUCGGGGGUGGAAGCAAUGGGAAUCACUGCUGGCGGGUUUUUCACUGCACCGGGCACUGCUCCUCCUGUGCCCACACCAAGGAAGCGUCGAGCAUGGGUAUAAAAACCAAUGCUUGUUGCAGGUUUUUUGGAGUUUUGUUAUAUUUUCCUAUCCGUUAUCUAUUCACCAGUUAUCUUUGCAGGAAGAUUGUUAAGUAAUUCUAUCUCAUGCUUAUAUCAUACAUUUGCAAUGUAUAUGUACUAUGAUAGUCUUGUAAAUUGAAUGCUGUACCGAUUCGGGUUCCACACUUUCAGAUAUCAAUUUAUCCAUGCCAGG
Molecule: messenger RNA, 2295 nt
Organism: Suillus subaureus
Lineage: Eukaryota; Fungi; Basidiomycota; Agaricomycetes; Boletales; Suillaceae
Product: Rho GTPase activation protein
Exons: 12
Coding region: 331-2082 (583 amino acids)
Biological process (GO): small GTPase-mediated signal transduction
Cellular component (GO): cytoplasm
Molecular function (GO): GTPase activator activity
Source: RefSeq, a predicted model, not a curated record